UCUUUUGUUUCCCCAAUUAGGCUGGCUGAUCUGCAGCUUAUGUCAGAUGGCUGUCUUGGAAUUGGACCUCAGGGGGAGCAAAAUUUGGCUGUGUCCUCUUGCUCUGAACUCAAGCCAUGGGUCUGUAAAACUACUGUGUCAUCCCAGAGUUUGUGCCCCACAGAGCCUGGAUGGAGAGCCUGGAAUGGCAGUUGCUACUUCUGGGAUUCUUCCUUAAUCAGUGGGUGGCAUGAGGCCCUGCAAGUCUGCCAGAGGUUUAGGAAGACAGAACUGCUGUACCUGACUUCACUCCAGGAGAAGGAAUGGGUCAGUUCAAACUUUGGAGGAUCUUUCUGGACAGGCUUGAAUGAUCUGAAGGAUGAAUCUGUCUUUCGGUGGACAACACAGGAGUCCCUUAGCCAACCUUUGGCACAGUACUUGCAUGAUGACGUUGCAGAUGGUGGCCUGAAGGACUGUGUGUGGUUUGACACAGUGACUGGAUUUCUAGUUGAUGCCAGUUGCAAGGAGAAGAGGCCUUUCCUCUGCAAAGGUAGUGAAGCCACAGACUGGUUUGAUAAGCAGUCUGGCCGUGGUACAGCAGGAGACCUAGAACUACUGUACCCAGCCAUGGAGAGCCUGGAGCAGGCAAAGCAGGAGUGCCUGCUGGAACGUACCGCAUGUGUUGCUGUCCUCCAGGCAGACGAGGGAUUCUUCUUGAUCAGCUCUAUGGAGGAUAUUAUCUCCAAGCCAGACUCAACCCUCUACACAUGGUCCAUUUGUGCAAAGGGCUUUAGUGGCCCACGCUGCCACAAGGCCUUGACACCCCUACCACGUCCAGCCUGUGACUGCAGUGGCAGAUUCCAGACAACAGCCAAAAAAGGCAAGGAGGGAGAGAGAGGAAGACACCAAGCAGAUAGAAGGCAGGCUGGUUUGUGGGUUUGUGGCAUCCCAGUACAGAGCUGUGUGGAUGAUUGCCGCCGCAUGACAAACUGGGAAAAUUGCUCGCUCUGCUUGCCUGCCUGCACAGAGGCCUGCCUGAGCAAUCUGGACCCUGAGGAACUUGCUCUCAUAACAAUGAUUCAGUUCAGAGUGUCGCACUCGCUCAACCUCACAGCAGAAGAUGAAAGGGACAGAGGAAACUCAUCCAAAAUCAUAUAUGACCCCAGAUACCCAUGAUUAGUUCCCCAUCUUGCGAAAAGAAUGGAGCAAAAUAAAGGAUGGAAAA
This is a messenger RNA of Heteronotia binoei (common prickly gecko), 1204 nucleotides long. RefSeq names its product secretory phospholipase A2 receptor-like. The transcript is spliced from 8 exons. The record is from RefSeq and is a predicted model, not a curated record. Lineage: Eukaryota; Metazoa; Chordata; Lepidosauria; Squamata; Gekkonidae. Bases 40 to 1155 code for a protein of 371 amino acids.